Messenger RNA from Meloidogyne enterolobii, 699 nucleotides. The record is from the annotation of a GenBank genome assembly. Lineage: Eukaryota; Metazoa; Nematoda; Chromadorea; Rhabditida; Meloidogynidae.
AUGAAUAUGAGUGGAAGCAGUAAAUUUGAUUGGCUUUUAUCAUCGUUAACGCCUAAUGAAUCUCAAGUCCCCUCAACGGCCGAAAUAAUUCAAAAGUGUCUGUCUGUGAAUCCUUUUGAUUUGAAAUUUCGAGAAGCAAACCAACAAAUUAGUAGUAGUGGACAGCCAGGCAGUAUUGGAGAUUCACAACUAGUUGGGACAUCGGGAAAUUUACCGGCGACUUCAGUUUUGUCUUCAGUUCUCAACUUGCCCCCAUCCAUUUCGUCAACUCAUUCUCCUGGAAUUUUUUCAAAUAUUAAUGUUCUCACGGCUGAUAUUGAAGGAGAAAUUCGUAAAACUAUUGAUCUAUCUAGAAAAGUUCAACAGCUUCGAGAAAAUGGAUUGUUAAGCAAACAAGAUGAUAAUCAACAACUAAAGACGCCGUGUACUUCUGAUGUUUUAAAUGCUGUAAAUGACUUUUUUUAAUUUUUAGGGAUUAUUUUAAGAAGAGGAAAUGGAGGGAGAUUUGAAAUCACUCCACAUCCUUUUCAUUUUCCCUUAUUAAGUCAUUGGGCAAGGGCCGGACCUUCUACCUUUUUUUGAAAUUUUUGAAUGGUACUUGCUCGAUAUUCAAAGUUACUUGGUCAAACUUUCUCCUUCCCUUUAUUAAAAUGAUCGGACAAACAUCGAGAACCUUCGACCUCCUUGCGGUUAUAGUAG